Phytophthora sojae is the source of this 703-nucleotide messenger RNA. RefSeq lists its product as hypothetical. Bases 4 to 558 code for a protein of 184 amino acids. The record is from RefSeq and is a predicted model, not a curated record. The transcript has a single exon. NCBI's taxonomy places the organism in Eukaryota, Oomycota, Peronosporomycetes, Peronosporales, Peronosporaceae.
CUGAUGCUCAACGGCGUCAGGGACGAGUUCCCCAUUGCUCAGAUCACCGAUACGAUGGUGGGGCCGGCCGAGAUACCGUCCGACAAUGACAAGAUCAGUGACCAUGGCAAAAAAGACGCCAAGGAUAACGAUUCUGCUGACGACGUUGUUGACGCCGCUUCAAACGAAGUUCGGGCCACCACUACUACCACUACCACCACCACCAGAAAGACGAGGUCCAAGAAAUCCAAGGCCGCUGCCAAGACCGAAGCUGCAAAAGACCCAGAGGACGAGGUGUCUGGCGCGAAGCAGAGCUCUCGGUCAAAGAAGCGCAAGCCGUCAUUCGGGCUGCACGCACACCAACCGCCUCCCAUUAAGAUCCCUCGCCACGAGGAGCUGCCGUCCAUGAGCCGCCUGCGCAGCCAAAGCGUGCCUGAGAGACGUUUGCGUGGGGAUCGACGAUACGGACGGGGACGAGAUACGGGCGCUGGGGUCGCAUGCGUAAGACCGUCGACCACUACCCACCGCAACGGUAGGCGCGGCUCCAUCUCGUCCAUCUUGAACGAUAUUCCUGAGUAAGCGGAAGUCGGAGCACCCACCGGCUCAUCUUGCUCAUGCGUUGGGGCAUUUGAGCUGGUACCUGUAAGAAGCCGUUCAACUAAGAGUUCAGACAAGAGUCCUUUAUCGUAUAUACAAUACACAUCCGCUACGUUUGGUCCAUGAU